This is a messenger RNA of Aphidius gifuensis, 1497 nucleotides long. RefSeq names its product transcription initiation factor TFIID subunit 1-like. NCBI's taxonomy places the organism in Eukaryota, Metazoa, Arthropoda, Insecta, Hymenoptera, Braconidae. The transcript has 5 exons. The coding region runs from base 1 to 1497 and encodes 498 amino acids. Gene Ontology annotation, molecular function: RNA polymerase II general transcription initiation factor binding; RNA polymerase II general transcription initiation factor activity; histone acetyltransferase activity. Gene Ontology annotation, biological process: transcription by RNA polymerase II; RNA polymerase II preinitiation complex assembly. The record is from RefSeq and is a predicted model, not a curated record. Gene Ontology annotation, cellular component: transcription factor TFIID complex.
AUGAUUAAAAACUAUGAAGAUUUUGAUGAGAAGAGUGAUAGUGAAGUUGAUGUAUUUGAUGAUGAUGAAAAAGAAAAUUUGGCUUCAAUUGGUCAAUUUGAGGUGAAUGAUCUUUUAAAUGACAUGCUUAUAUCUUCUUGUUCUUCUUCUGAUGAUAAUUCUAUGAUGUCAAUUAAUAAUACCAAUUCAGUUGAUGAAUAUGUUGAAGAAUAUGUUGAAGAAUAUGUUGAAGAAUAUGUUGAUGAAUAUAUUGAUAUAGAAUAUCUUGAAGAUGAGGAUUACAGUCAAGAAUCACCAGAUGCAUUUGGUUCUUGUGAUAUAAAAAAUAAUGAUGAUGAAGAUGUUACUGAAAAUAUAGAUACUCAGUCAUCUCCAUCAUCACCUUAUUCAUCAAAAGAAAUAGAAAAUUUAAUACUAGGAAAUUUUAAUAGUGUUAAAAAAGAAGAUGAUAAUGUUGAUAGUAAAAAUUUAGACAAUCAGUUGUUGCCAACACUAUCACCAUCACCAAAAGAAAUUGAAAAUUUAAUACUAGAAAAUUCUAAUAGUGUUAAAAAAGAAGAUGAUAAUGUUGAUAUAUCAUCAAAAGAAAUAGACAAUUUAAUAUUAGAAAAUUCUAAUAGUGUUAAAAAAGAUGAUGAUGAUGCUAGUAAAAAUUUAAACAACCAGUUAUUGUCAUCAGUAUCAUCAAAAGAAAUAAAAAAUUUAACACAAGAGGUAUCCAAGACCAAUGAUGAAAUAAAUCUUAAUAGACCUUUGGCAUCAAUGCUUCCUUCAAAAUAUGAAAAUACAGAGAUAAAUAAUUUAUUUCCUGAUUUUUCACCAGCUAAAAGUUUAAGAUUUUUGAGAAUUUUUAAUCCUGACGAAACAAAUAGUCCUCCAAAUAUAUGGAGAAAUGUUGCACGUCAUAAGAGAAAAUUGCAAAAUAAUAAUUCAAAUAUUAUCUGUAAUCAAGAUGAAAAGAGAAAAAUAUUUAAAAGUUGGACAUUGUAUUAUGAUCCAGUACCAGAAAAUUUAGAUGCAAUUGCAUCUGAUGAUGAGACAAAAUUAUUAGCACCAGCAGUAAAUAAUGAUACAACUGAUGUUAAAACAGCUGUUGUUGAUGAUGAUGUUAAAAAUAAAAAAGAAGAUAACACACUUUGGCGUGAUGGUCCAGCAAAAUAUUGGUAUGAUCAUUUCAAUUGUUCUGAUGAUAAGGAUAAUUUUGAUUAUGGCUUUAAGCUAGCUAAAGAUAAUGAAUCUGAUAAAAAUACAAUGAAUAAUAAUGAUGAUGAUGCACUACCAGAUGAAGCAUUUCUCAUGGUAUCACAAUUACAAUGGGAAAAGAAUAUUAUUUGGGAUACAAAUGAUCGUAUGAGAGAUAAACUUAUAAAAGAAUUACAUAGAAAAAAAAAUUGUUGGGAAAUUGAUGCUAAUCAAGAACCACGUCCUGUAACAACAAGUAUAGAAGUACCACAUCAUAUGAAGACAUUAGAUAGAAGAGAAAACUAUAAAAAAUGA